Messenger RNA from Cercospora beticola, 909 nucleotides. RefSeq lists its product as uncharacterized. Lineage: Eukaryota; Fungi; Ascomycota; Dothideomycetes; Mycosphaerellales; Mycosphaerellaceae. The record is from RefSeq and is a predicted model, not a curated record.
GAAUGGAAUGGCGGGAUACGAAUAGCAUGACGUCCCAAGACACUGACUAGUGAGUGAGUUCAAUGGUAGAGUCGACCUCAGAGACGAGAGGUUACUUGGGAGCUGUGAUCAAUAUCACAUAAAAGACGUCUUCUCCCACGCUUCAAACUGAAUCAUCACACUCAUCACUCCACAAGCAUCACAACAGCUUUACAAUCAACACUCUCACACACAACAACAACACCAAUCUAUCACCAUGAAGUACAGCACCGCUCUCGCUUUCGCCCUCUCGGCCUCUGGUGCUCUCGCUGCCCCUACCACAUACGCUGCCCCAGCCGACGAUGGCACAAAGCCCUCCCAAAAGGUCUGCACGGCCUACCGUGCAUACAGAACAUGCCAGGGCCAGCCAAGCGCCAACCAGUCCUUCUGCGCUUCCCAGUUCGCCGGAGCCGCCCAGGUCCAGCCAUACGAGGGCUCCGGCAAGACUACUUCAGUAGCCCCAGAUGUCUACUUCGCCAACCUGCAGAAGAACUGCCCAGCUGCCCAGCCUAAGCCAACAUCUUCUGCUGCUCCAGCACCAUCCAAGACCCCAGCUGCCCAGCCACCUGCAGACAAGCCAGCUGACAAGGGCUACGGUUCUUACGGUACCUACGAGAAGUACCCAACCCACUACGCAAGCUACGGAAAGUACGACUACAAGACCUACCAGAACUACGGAUCGUACAAGAAGGAGUAGAAUUUGAAUCGAUAACGAUUCAACAAGCAUGAUAGAAUAUUGACUGGGAUUUCUGGCGCAUAAUUGCAUAAAGCGAUGCAUUGACGAUCUUUAACGAGCUUGACGACAAACCGAGCAACGACCCUCAUUGGCAAAUAGAGUAAUGCAUAAACAGCAUGUAUAUAUAAAAGUAGUGGAAACAGUUUCACAACCUA